This is a messenger RNA of Pelobates cultripes (western spadefoot toad), 8310 nucleotides long. The record is from the annotation of a GenBank genome assembly. NCBI's taxonomy places the organism in Eukaryota, Metazoa, Chordata, Amphibia, Anura, Pelobatidae.
CUUCACCAGUCAGCCUGAAACUGGAUUUUCAACCAUGAAAACAGCUCCCUCUUGCUAUGAAAAACUGGAAUAGAACUCUUGCUAUCUGAUAGGGGGCUUUGUGAGUUUUUCACUGGAAAGAAAAAAUGAAUUAACAAUCAUCAAUUAAACAACCAUGUAAUUAAAAAAAAAACACAGACCAUCCAGCAAGACUGAAGAUUCUAUCCUAGAUCCUCAUUCACAGGGCAGGACAGACUGCAUUGAUAAAGGCUGCUACCUGAUCUGGCUUGAAAAGAGCAGAGUGCAAUUGUAUGCACAUUUGACUGAGUGCUUGGUACCACAUUUGCUGGAACUAGUCUUGUGUCUCAAUCAGGACUGCAUCAGUGAUGUGACCUGUCUCUGAAAGCAACACUCUGGGUCCACUUCUCAUUCUACCAACAUUGUUGCACCUAUAUUGUUCCAGGUGAGUUUAAUUUCCUUUUUUUUUUUGCUUUUACAUAUUACUUGUUUUUAGCAACAGGAUGGCAAACAGCUAGAUCCCCAGCUCUUAUAGGACUACAACUCCCAUGGUGCACUAUUUUUGCACAGUCCCUAUUCUAGAGAUUGAUGAAGACAUUGUAUAUUCUUAGAUAUUUAGAAAUCUGCAGUUUAUGGGAGCUGUCCUUUCAGCACCACACACCAGUAUCUCUUGGCUGUUUAAUAUUUGCCUUCACUUGCUGCAGACAUGUGAUUAGCUGUGAGUGUGUAACCAUUAAACAGAAGUAUCACUAUGCAGACAGAAUCAUUAAAGCUUCUAAGGAGUUAUCAUUUAACACUGGGAGACAAAGCUACAGGCUCAAUGCGAGACAUAGAUGUGAGUUUGUUAUUACAUAAAAAUAAAUGUGCACCAACAUACAGCAGCCUUUUUUAAAGUUACAAUGUAGAUAAAAAAUUUAGGUUUUAUUAAGGAUGAAUGAUUGCAUACACUUCUACAAAAUCUAGUUUAAAACCAAAAAUAUAUCUACUGAAAACCUCUUUUUGUAUUUGCACAUUGGACACCUGCUUAGAUAUAUGUAGGUGUAAUUUAUGUAUGUAUAUGGGUGUAUACAUUAUUAGAAACAUAGUACAUGUAAUAUAUCUACAAAGCUUAUAUGAAAUGAUUCUGUUCACUGCAGGGCUGUAAAAUAUAAUUUGUACUGAGCACGCUUCAAACAGCAGGUAUUACAGUCUAGAUACGUGGGAUUCUUCCAAACUCUGUUUAACCCCUUAAGGACCAAACUUCUGGAAUAAAAGGGAAUCAUGACAUGUCACACAUGUCAUGUGUCCUUAAGGGGUUAAGACAUUAUCAGAGGCUGAGCGUUGCCAUGUUAUGAUUCUGCGACUGUGUUUAGAGAGAAUCUCAGACACUUCAUCAUAUAAUGGGAAAUCUGACAUCAACACAGAAAACCAGACUCUUAACCCUUUGAUUUUCUCAUUUGCCUGGCACAAAGGGUUAAAUAUGCUAUUCGGUGAAAUUGCUGGAGGUUUCAAUAUUAAAAGAUGUUCUUAAAUUCAGGUUGUGACCAGAACAUAGAAUAAAUAUUUUAAAAAUUGAAAGUUAAAUCUUGUUUCUGUUUGUUUGGGAGGUUUUUAUUUGGGGGACGGAGGGCUGUCUUUGUUUUUCUUUAAACAUUUUAUAUUUGUCAGUUGUAUUGUUUUUUUUUUUUUAACCCAUUUAACACUUAAAAGCUUUUUUACAAUUUUUUUUUAUUGAUUUCUUUUUUUCUGUUAAACUGUUAGUGCUAGUUUUAUUUUGUUGUCGAUAUUUUUUUGUUUGUUUGUUUUUGCUUCUGUCUUUACUAACGUGGAUCCAAGGCAACAGCUUACAAGAGUUAGUGAUAAAAUAAAGCAAUUUUCUAUAUUGAUGUUUGGUGAUUUGUUUCGAGCCAUUUGCGUUGGUGCAAUGAUGCACUCUGUUAGCGUUUAGAUAAAUCAGACGUAUACUAAAUUAUGUAUUAGUCACAGCGAACAAAAUAUGUCCAAAGGCGUCUUGUGACAUAGGAAGUACAAAAAAAUCUAGCUUUGGUAAUUUGUCAAUGUCACUACUCUCUUGUUAUGAUGCGCUGUGAUUAAUUUGCCUAAUUUGAGGUUAAUAUUUCAAAUGUGCACGGCAUUAUUCUAACUAUCAUAUGAGCUGCUUCAAAUUGAAGGUGACUCAAACCACUUGUGUAUGCCCUCUAGUCUCUAGUCUAGUCUAAUAAUAGAAAAAAUUAUUUUUAAAAAGUUAAAUAAUAAAAAAAAGAGUUAGCAUUUUAGUUCUUUGGGUUGCCAGUUUUCACCUUUAAGGCGUUAUUUUUUUUUACCAUAGCAAUGAGCGCAUUGAAUGGUAUAUAGAGAAUGAAUAAAAAAUAAUGGGGAAAACGACUGUAAACACAUGACAGUUUGAGAUAUUAGUAAAAAAACUCCAUUGUUAUUGCAGAAGUACAUCCCUUCCACAGUUGGAACUCUAAUAUUAGGAGUCCGCCAUUCGCAUUAGUGAAUAACCGUCAUUGCCUGCAUCCAGUGCAUUGAAACAUUGUUUAAUAUUAACAGUAACAUUUUUGGAACAACUCGAGGUCAAAAUGCAAAAUAUGCACCUUGUGACUCAAAAUAAUUUAUAUGCUAAUUGGUUCCCAUUAAGCACUUUCGCCAAUAAUUGCUUCUAUUUGACUUCCCAACAUAGGCCAAUUUCAUCAUGUAUUACUGCAGAAAAUAACUGUCAGUGGUUUAGCACAGGGUGGUUUUCUGGGGUACAUAACCUAACCUAGACUGGGACAUCCUAAAAUGACAGUAUACUAUACACUAGAAGAGAUCAGUAGCCCUGAAGAUUAUGAGAAUGUUAUAAAAAAAAAAGUUCCAGUAAAAUGUUUAUUUAAAGCAAAAUGGACCCAUUUAAAUUAAAAUGGACCCACCUAGCACAAAAAGUACAGACCACAAGCCAUUCUUUGGUUGGUUAUACAAAUUUGAUCUAUAGAUUGUGCUGAUGAAACCACUAGCAAGUGUAUAAAUUAAAAUAUAUACUCAUCUGAAGCUUGCCUCUGUCUCUUUAAUCCCCUUCACGACCAAGCAACUUUUGUUUAAAAAAAAACAAAGAAAUUGCAUGUUAAUCAAUAGCACCCUGCAGCUGAGCUCAUUGCUGGAUUUGAGUACUCAUUUGUAUUCCUAGCACUGUACUGUUUCUUUAAUGUAGUACCAUGUCAUUUUUUGUAUGAUGAUGCACUUUAAGAUACAGUUUUCUUUAAGGAACCCUGCUUGUGAAUAUAAAAUUCUAACAUUCUCAUUAUGAGCUAAAAUGUCUUGAUUCAAAUGAUCACUCGAUGAAUUAUAACCACUACAGUUUAUUAAAGUGGUAAUGGUGCAAGAAUUAUUUGUGUGCUGUCUGUCUGUCAAAACAUUUUCACUCACUUUGACAGAAAAAAAAAAUGUCUCUAAAAAGCCCAGACUAAAUCCUUAGUUAACGCAGAAGAAUCAUUUUUGCAUUUUUUUAUACAGACUGCUAGCUCUUGGGACAAGUUAGCCCAGCAUUUGGGAUGUGUCAAUGCCAUCCAAUGUCAGAAGGCUUAGGGUGGAAAAUUCAAAAAUAUCUGUAUUAUCUGAGCAGCAGGUCUAGGUUUUGGGUGCUGGGAGAGCACAGGUUUUUGUCAAAGACACAAAAAUAGUUUGACAAAAAUGGGAUGGUAUCCGAAGACUCCUUGCACCAUAACUACUACAAAACCUGUCGUAGCUAUGAUGCUUAGAGUGUUCCUUAAAAUAGUAAUAGUGAGUUGACAGCCAGGUGGCAAAAUAUAAACAAAAAUUGCCAAGUUGGAAAACAAAAAUCCCAAAUCUGUUGACUAAGACAAUUUACCAAGUUGAGCUAUUUUGGUGUAAAAUUUCCAAGUCAGUGGUCAAAUAGCCGCAACUCAAUAUUUAGUGAAAACACCAUUAACUAAAACUAAUUUAUUAUUGUUGCAAGAGAGAGAUUGAUCAAUAAUCCAUUGAAACGGAUUACUCACUGGCCUUGGUUCCCCAUGGCUGGCAAGUAAUCAAUGGUCUGCUGUAUUCCUGGUUAAAAAGAAUCACACACAUCAUUUUAUAGCUUGUAGGGAGACAUCAGUAAUUUUAUUCUGGAGUUUCGGGGAUGGUGGCAGAGUGCAAAUUUAGGGAAACUUUAUAAGCAGAGUAAAGUAUAAAAAAUAAUGUACAGUUUUUGUGUUUGUUUUUUGAACAUUUUAUUUCAUAAUGAGAAGAUAUUUAAAAAUGUUUGCCUGGUUUGAGAACACGGCACCACCACUGUAGCAGAUGGGUUGAAUAGCUGCAUAGGGAACAUGUUUGGGAGUUUAAACCCAGUGAUGGAUGUAAAGGGGUACUCCAUGUUUGUGAUGCAUUAUAUAGAGUAGCAAUUCUUAACCUUUUUUUGACCUGGACCCCAAUUACAUUCACAAGUAUUUUUACAAUCCAUUCUUUCAUUUUAUAAAGACACUAAAGGCACUCACACCAUUUAGUUUUUAAUAGAGUGGUUUGGGUGCAGUGGUCCAUUGAUUUUUACCCUGCAAUGUAAAACAUUGCCAUUUUGUAGAAACUUCAAUUUUUCUACUUCUGGUUUAAACACACCUCUAGUGGUGUCUUCCAGACAGACACUAGAGGUGCUUUCUCUGUGUGAAUCAGACUUCUGCUUCUGGAGAACAUUUAAUUGGUGCAGUGUAGCGAUUUGCUGUGCAAGCACACUACCCUCCCAUUGGCAGGGGAACAAAAAGUGGUCCUUUGUGUUCUGUUCCAUUACAGACAUGACUAUAAUAACAUCACAACUUUUUAUCUAAAACUCUGGCCGUGUAAGGACACAUAUGAAAACCCAUGACCAUCAAUUCUCUCAUUAUAGAACCACACUCCAUACUUCUCAUGAUACAGAGAAGCAAGUAACCAUGUGUUCUUUUUAACCCAUUAGACAUCCAUACCUAAUAUGAAUAUAAAUAGGAAUAUAGAAUAAGUAAUACAUGUAGGGGUAUGGAGGCAUAUAAAAUUUUUAUAGAGUGGAUUUUGCAAUCCACCGCACUUAGAAAAAGUUAUGCACAGAGAGAAGGGGUAGAGUAUGAUCUCCUUACACCAUAACCUCCGCGAGGAAUAUUGCAAAUCGUUGCUUUGAGUUUCCCUUUAAGAUGUGACUGGCUAAAGCUGUAGAGUAUACAUUUAAUAGCUGGUUUGAAAAUGAGCAAACCAGAUGGGCUAAUUGGUUCUCGUCUUUAUUCACAGUCUACGUCUCAAUCGCCACAUCCAACUUUGUCACACCAAUAAUUUCCAUAUCAAUGCUCAAAUUCCUGAGUUUAUUAUCAUGAAUCUUCAUGACAGCAGUUCAACGCAAAUCUGCCAGGAAAAAUAGUUAUAUGGAGAAUAUGCAUAUGUUCGUAAUUUUUAAUAAUCUUAAUAUUAGCAUCACUUUUUAGCAGAUCAUUAUUGGAAAAUUUCCUAUUGAAUAGCUGGAAUACCGAGAGAAAAUAUCACAUAUCACCACGUAAAUACAUUAUGAUGUUUAAAAAUCUAUGAAAAAAAACCAUAUCAUAAUUAGAGAUGUCGCGAACCGUCCGCGAACUUCUCAUGAACGGUUCGCCACGGUUCGCCACAAGCUGUUCGCGGCGAACUCCGGUCAGCUGACACGUCCCGGCCAAUCUCCAGCAGACCCUCCCUCCCAGACCCUCCUACUUCCUGGACAGCAUCCAUGUUGAAACAUGUCAGCUGACCGGAGUUUGCCGCGAACAGCUCGUGGCGAACCGUGGCGAACCGUUUGCGAGAAGUUCGCGGACGGUUCGCGACAUCUCUAAUCAUAAUCAUGUAGUCUUGUUUAUACUGGAAUCCCUUUGCACCUACAAGAACCAGCAUAUAUAUAUAUAUGUAUAUAUCAUGUUUUCAUUAUUGUAAGGGUAAAAAUCGAAUCAUCUAAUCUGUAUUUAUUGCAUUUUCUCUUCCAGAUUGUCCGCUUCUCACUUGCAACAUGCAAACACAACACACAGCGACUGAACAGAGAAAAUUUGCAAAAGGCAAUGCCAAGAUCUCCCAGUUAAAUCUGGAACUAAAAUUAUCAUCAUUCUGCCCACCGCCUUAAGGAAGCUAUGAAUUCCUCAGCUCAGAUUCCUGACACUAACUAUUCCCUUCCAGAACUCAUCAACUCGAAGAGCAAUCUCUCCACACACAUAUACGAAAAUGACAGCCAGAAGCUGAACGUUGAAGAACUUGAAAAAAUACUCUUUCUGUUUGUCAAAGAACCUAUUACAAUAAGCCUGACUGCCAUGUAUAUUCUAUCGUUUGUGGUGGGAAUUAUUGGCAACAUAAUGUCUAUUAAAGUACUGACUGGAAAGCGGACCGGUAAGACGUCUAGUUUAAGCGCCACCCGAAGUUUACUUAUCAAUCUGGCCAUAUGUGACCUUAUGGUGGUUUGUGUCUGCAUGCCCAUAACAGUGGGGAAUUUAAUCUACAAAGCUUGGGUGUACGGGGAUUUUCUUUGCAGGGCAGUGCCUUAUAUCCAAGCUGUUUCUGUUUCCGCAAGCGUACUCAGCCUUACGGUCAUAAGCGUGAACCGUUACUACAGCGUGCACAACCCACUAAAUGCUAGGUCUUUUUUUACCCAGAAGAAAAUAUUGUGCACCAUUGUUGUGGUGUGGGUAUUUUCUUCAAGUAUCUGCAUGCCUCUGAUAUUUAUGAAUAAAAGAGAUGAGAUUGAGAUUGUUCCCGGUCUGCCAUUAGUAUCCCCUAUCUGUAGAGAGGUGUGGCCUCAUGUGAUUUUUAAGCAAGCUUAUAACUUCCUCCUGUUCUGCUCUCUGUAUUGUCUGCCGGUUCUCUUCAACAUGGUCAUCUGCUUCUUGACCAUACGCAAGUUAUGGAGUUCUGGGAAUAAUUUUAAAGAGUGUGACUUCAGAAACCAGAGUUUGCCAGUGUCCAGACUGAAAAUUAGAAAGAAGAUUGCAAAAAUGGUGGUGGCUUUGGUUUCCCUGUUUGCCGUUUCCUGGCUUCCUGUGUACAUGUUGGAUAUUUGGAUUGAUUUUAACAUCCCUCAAUCUUCUCAAGAUGUUGCUCCAUCACCAUGGAUUCUCCAGUUGAGACCCUUCGCUCAAUGGCUUGGUCUCACCAACUCCAGUCUCAAUCCAAUAUGUUAUUGCUUUGUUGGUGAUCUCUACAGGUCAGCCAAACAAAUGAAGACCAUGUAUCAAAAUAGAAUGGUUUCCAUGUUUAGUUUCUCGUUCUCGGACAGUUCUCCACACUCAAUCCCAAAACUUCUUUCCUACAAGAACUCGAUGCAUUCAAUGAAAGGAUCGAAAAAAAAUAACUUCCCUUUGGCAAUGGAGGACAAAUGCGAAAACUGCUAUUCCGCAACAAGAGUGUUUUCAACCACAGACCCAGAGAGCCAUCUCUCAUCAUGAAAUAUCUUGUCAUUAAACCUGACACCCUGUGAAUAUAGAACAUUCAAUCUAGUUUGUACUCGUAAACUGUGAAACAAAUGCAACCAAUGAAUGUAUAAAUUGGAUUAUAGAUUUAUGAACUAAACAGUGACAUUAUUUGGCUUGUUUAACAGAUGCUUUGAAUAUUGUAUUUCUAUAACACUGGGUUCUUAUCUGCCUCAGCUGUAUGAAAGGAAAUGCAUUGUUAUUUUUCGACAUUGUUUCUGGAACAUGAUGAAAAAGCACACAUGGAUAUUUUAAUCAAAAAUGUUCACGUAAACAAAUAUAUAUAUAUAUAAUUAUCUACUAAAGAAUGUAUGUCAGCACACAGCAGAACAUACAUGGAGACAUUGAAUUCAUGUACGAAAUAGUAGACAUUCGUGAUAUUACAUGUACAAGUAUAGAUCGUGACUACGGAUAACAAUUGAUUGGCCUGUCUAGUGUUCCCAUAAUAACAUUCUUAUAAUGGGUUCUCAACGAUAACCAUAAAGAGGUAUUAAAACCUUGCGCCAUGGAAACUCUUUAUUCCUUUUCAUUGGUAACUAAAUGAUAAGUAAUAGUCUUACCUUUGCAAAUAAGUCUAACCUUGUGCAUUUUGGAUAUGGCUGAACUCUUCGCUAGCCACCGGGCAAGCAACAUUGCAUCUCUCUGUUCCUUUAAGCACAAUUUAUGUAAUCUGGAACCUUUUGAAUGCUUCCACUGGAAGGCUAUUCCAGAUAUUUGUAUUGCCACUGAGCUGUCAGAUGUGUAUUACCUUACAUUUAUCCUUUCACAUGGCAAGUGAUGCUGUAGAACCUUUUGGAAGUAACCCGGAUGGUUGUAUUUCAAACUGGGUGUAUAAGCAUUUAUCAACUUUUGUGCCAUCAAAAUAUAAAAGUACAACAUAGAACAUUGUUAUUUUUCAAAGUCAGUCUGUCAUAUUUGCAAU